Molecule: messenger RNA, 544 nt
Organism: Colletotrichum phormii
Lineage: Eukaryota; Fungi; Ascomycota; Sordariomycetes; Glomerellales; Glomerellaceae
Exons: 1
Coding region: 186-491 (101 amino acids)
Source: RefSeq, a predicted model, not a curated record
GCCAUGUUUCGCUGUGACACUAUCAACCAUAUCCAAGCCUCUUCUGCUCUUUCCACACAACCCUCAGCAGCGGCGGCGACGAGCAAGUGCAUCCGAAACUACCAGACGUAGUGUUAUGGGACCAUCACACAGAGAGCGCUUCAAGUGGAUGUGGUACGGACUCAAGAUAAAGUAAUGGUGAGCUAAUGCCAGGUAGGCAAUUUGCAAGAUCUCGGUUACUUCUGAGCCUCAACCUUACUCAGGCUACUUGGCUAUGGACUUAUCGAGCACCCCAUCUAGAAUGUAUCCUCGCUCUGCGUGAAACCGAUUGUCGAGAAGCACAUAUGCGUGUGAUACCCGAAGCUUUUUAUGUUCAUGGGCGAAAAGAACCAAAAAAAGGAGAAAAAACGGAGGACCUUUCCUCUUCCCCAACUCCAUACCAACCAAGCCCGCACUCCCGAGUGCCAAAUGCAGGACCAUGUUCCCGUGCUUCAAUAACGGGGUAUAAGUGAAAAUCACGCCGUCAAUUGAAAAAAUCGAAACUUCCUCUCCAAAUUGUACGCUC